Messenger RNA from Python bivittatus (Burmese python), 2538 nucleotides. RefSeq lists its product as uncharacterized. Lineage: Eukaryota; Metazoa; Chordata; Lepidosauria; Squamata; Pythonidae. The record is from RefSeq and is a predicted model, not a curated record.
AUGAAUGCUUCUUCAGCCUCAGAAAGCGGACCUUAUUCCACAAAUCAAAGGCCAUUUUUUUAUGCCCAGCCUACAGCACAGCAGCCAUUCCCUAAUCCGUGGCUCCUUGGCCCUAUGUACAAUCCCUAUGGCAUCCCUGCAUCAGGCUUAAGAAGUGGCAACCCAUAUUUCCCAUUUUAUUCAGUUCCUCUCCAUGAGUAUCCUGGAUAUUUAGUUCCACAGCCUCCCAUGCAUAUGAGAGUUAAUAGAAGACCUUAUUUUAAUGGUCAUCCACCCUCACCCAUGUUUUAUCAAGCCACACGGUUCAGGCACUAUAGCCCAGGGAAACGAACAGAGACCAAAGAAACUCAAACUGAUCUUAGACAAUCUGAAAGUAAAGCAAAAAUACAUCUGGAUCAAGAUACAGAAACAAAAGGCUGUGAUGCUGGAAAUAUGGCUUGUAUCCUAUCUGAUACUGCUAAAGGAACUGAAAACUCAUUAGAAAAGCAAGAUAGAACUAUAUCUGCUGCUGUGUCAGACAGGGACUUUGCCAAGAAUUCUUCAGGUCCUGUAGCAUUUCGAAGUCUUCCCCCAGCAGGCUAUGCCUUUGAGAAAGAGGAAGUUAGAAUAGAAUAUGCAAAUGAUGGUGCUCCUGCCAUUCAGCUAUGGAAGUCUUUCAAAGAAACAAUCCCUCUCUAUGAUGUGGCAAAGAAACAAGUCCCAAAGAAUGUAAUGCAAAGGGAUAUGUUUGCUCUGAGCUCUUGUGAAGGAGUUGUAUAUGGGCCUUGUGAACAAGGAGAAUUGCUACCAAGUAUUUCAUUUUCAGAGGAGCAAAAGGCUCCUGAGGACAUGCAGGAGAAACAGCCUCAAUGUAAAGAAAAUCAGGAUUCAGAAAAACAAGGAGUUAUAAACUGUAGAACAAAGAGUCCAUUGGAUGAAGUUAGAACAGUGCAACUGGCUGAACCAACUGGGCCUGAUCAGCCAGGGACAAGGCAAGAUGUACUGAUGUCCAAAAUAUCUUCUGGCUUUAAAAGAUUAGGUGGUUCAAAAGUUCCACAAGAAGUUUCAAACCUUGUUCGACAACGGGAAUUAUUUCCCUCUGGCAUGGAGAUAACAAAUGAUUCAUAUUUCUCUCAGAAGUUAAGUGAAUAUAAUGAUGUGAACAAUGAAAACUGGACUACUUCAGAGAAAAGCUUAUGGUGUGAUGAGUCUGAAAAAUAUCUUCCUUCUGAGAGCUGGUUGGCUUGUUUGGAGAACAUGGAUGCAAACUAUAACUAUGAUAAAUAUCUUUCCCGAAGAAAGCGCCCAAGUGUGCUUAGUAUUACAUCUGAUGAGAUGUCUUCUAUUGAAGAAGGGUCAUCAAUUGACAACACAUCAGUGUCUGUCUUAGCCCCAGACUACCUGCUUCAGAAGGGUUUAUGUACCUUUAAGAAAAACACUGAUGGCUUGGGAAGAGAGAAAAUAAGAAGUGGGGGCUCCCUCAAUGAAGAUGAGGAAGUGAUGGGGAUUGAGCAGGCUACUACUGGUUACAGUCAGAAUCUCAAGAGUGGUUCAAGAGCCAAGGCUAAAGAGAUUUCUAGCCGAAUCAGAAAGUUGGGCAUUCUUCCGAGAUCUUCCAGUAGCAAGCAUCUCUACUGUCUCAAGAAAAAAGCAACCAAGAGUUUGUCUCCAUCAGAUGCUGAUGACUCUGAAGAUUAUUGGGUAAAGGAACCAGAGGAGGAUGAGGAAGAAGAAAAUGAAGAGGAUUACUUUGUUCAAGAAGCUAUUCCAUAUGGAAUCCUGAACUCAGGCAAAAGUGGACUGGGCCGACAGACUGCCCAGCAAGUAUUUUGGAGAAUCCCUAAAAAUGCAAUGCCAGCACAUGUAAUUAACUGGCCUGUACAAGAGAAAAUAAAAAUGUCUGGGUUGUCUACUAAACUGAAGAAGGAGCAGGAGCAAGAUGAAGAUCUCUGUGGUGAUUAUAACUUCCGCUUGAUGAGACCUACAGCCCAACAGCUAGAAUUACUUGAACACAGAAGAAAUCCACAGAAAUGCUCAGGAAGGUUACAAGAGGAAAAUAGAAGGGUUGGAGCUGAUGAAUACUGGAUGAAGAGUGGUGCUAGACCCAAGUUUGCUAGCCUAAUGCAUGGUGGUCUCUCGCCUACUGCUAAAAGUAGAGAGAAAGGUAUCUCAAAUGCAGAAGUAUUCCCUUUUGCGUCUGACAAGGUGUAUGUGGACUGGCCAAAGAAGAAAGGGGUGCGUAAACCUCCACAUAAACGCAGAGACACAAGGUGUGAUACAGUUGAAGAAUGGGAGAAGCCUAGAACUACGCAUCACAAGGGACGUGAAGCAAAGAAAUCUCUCUAUAAAAGAAGAUAAUGAUAAUCAGAAUUGUGGAAGUGCAAAUAUUUGCUUGUAUCAUACAAAGAAAUCAUAAAUAUUUUCUUUUGGAAGCAAAUCAGUUUAAGUUGCACUCAAGGAUUCUUGAGUUCACACUGCAAAAUGUCUAAAAACAUGGACACACAAAUAAAAACACAAUAUAAAUAACACAAUAUUUAAAUAAAGUUGAAGUUGCACUAA